UAUCGUCUCAUGUUCUCACUUUCUCGCCCCAUAGGCAGAUUUUCCACCAGCCAAGAAAACAUCCGAGAAAAUUUUCAAUGAGAGGGGGAUGCACACAGUCUAUGCUAUAGACACACAGAAAUCUCACCUCCAAGUUUGAAUCCAGCAUCCGUGGCUUAUUAUUCCUCACUGUUUAUGGCGACCGUUUCUGAUCUGAAUCGCCGCCUCUGAAGUUAUUCUCUAUCUGUCUGUUUGCUUUUCUUUUCCGUCGUGAAAUCUGCAGGUUUUUCUCUGUUCUGUACGUUUUGAUUCUUGUUUUUUGAGGUUUUCGUCUUGGAGCUGUGGGGAAGCCCUAGAUUGGUGUGCGGCGCGGUGAUUUGGUUGCCGCGUGCGGUUUCUUGUUCGAUCUUUGGGCGAGGAACCUUGCGAAUCGGCGUUCUUUAGCUCUGUGAACCCUAGAUUUGGUGCAGUGUUGUGAAUUCGGCUUGAGCGUGGGAUCUGGAGUUGGAGGUUGUGUGGAUUUGUUUUGGCGGUGGUGUGGUUUGGUUUUUGUUGGUUUGCUACGCUGUGUGGUUAAUAAGGUUUUGUUUUCCGUGGUUGCCCAUGCUAUUGGGUUGGUUUUGAUGCCGCCUGAACCAUUGCCUUGGGAUCGAAAGGACUUCUUCAAGGAGAGGAAGCACGAGAGGUCUGAAUCACUAGGAUCUGUGGCGAGAUGGAGAGAUUCGUCCCACCACCGAGACUUCAAUCGGUGGGGAUCCCCCGAGUUCCGCAGACCGCCAGGUCAUGGUAAGCAGGGAGGUUGGCACCUGUUUUCCGAAGAAUCUGGUCACGGGUAUGCGAUUUCUCGGACCGGUGACAAGAUGCUGGAGGAAGAUAGUCGGCCAUCAAUCUCACGGGGGGAUGGAAAAUAUAGCAGGAGCAGUAGGGAGAAUAGAGGACCCUUUGGCCCAAGAGAUUGGAGAGGACAUUCAUGGGAAACCACCAAUGGCUCUCUAAAUGUGUCCAGGAGGCCACCAGAUGUGAAUAAUGACCAGAGGUCAGUUGAUGAUGACCUAACUUAUUCCUCUCAUCCACAUACUGAUCUCGUAAACAGUUGGGAUCAGCACCAUUUGAAAGACCAGCAUGAUAGGAUGGGUGGUGUCAAUGGGUUGGGAACAGGUCCGAGAUGUGAUAGAGAGAAUUCACUGGGUUCAAUUGACUGGAAGCCACUCAAAUGGACCCGUUCUGGAAGCCUGUCUUCUCGAGGCUCAGGUUUUAGCCACUCAAGUAGCUCAAGGAGCAUGGGAGGGGCAGAUUCCUAUGAAGCGAAGACUGAGUUGCAACCCAAAAAUGCAACUGCUAUUGAGUCGCAUUCUGGGGAAGUUGCUGCAUGUGUGACAUCUUCUGCACCAUCUGAAGAUACAACUUCUAGAAAGAAGCCUAGGCUAAACUGGGGAGAGGGUCUUGCAAAAUAUGAGAAGAAAAAAGUUGAGGGGCCUGAUGUAAGUGCAAACAAAGAUUGCCCUGUCCUGUCUACUAGUAACAUGGAACCUUGUAACUUCCUCAGUCCCAGCUUAGUAGAUAAUAGCCCAAAAGUUACAGGAUUUUCGGGCUGUGCAUCUCCCGCAACUCCAUCUUCUGUUGCCUGCAGUUCCUCACCAGGUGUGGAUGAUAAAUUAUUUGGAAAGACUGCCAAUGUGGACAAUGAUGUUAGUAAUUUGACCACUUCACCUGUUCCUGGGUCCCAAAAUCAUCUACCGGAAGUUUCUUUUAAUUUAGAGAAAUUGGAUGAUGACUCCUUGAAUAAUUUGGGUUCUUCAAUUGUUGAGUUAGUACAAUCUGAUGAUCCAAGUUCUGUGGAUUCUGGUCUAGUGAGAUCCAAUGCAAUGAAUAAGUUGUUGAUAUGGAAAGCUGACAUUUCAAAGGUAGUGGAGAUGACUGAAUCUGAAAUUGAUUCACUUGAAAAUGAACUGAAGUCACUAAAACAUGAAUCUGUGGAUGGAUGUACGCGUCCAGCAGAAUUGGGCUCACAGCUGGUAGAUAAGAAUGGAAAAUCUUGUGAAGAACAUGUUGGAGUCUCUGAUAAGGUCACUUGGCCAGUGCCAUUGAAAAUUGUUACUUCUGAUGAACCCGAUGUGGAGAAGAUGCCUCUUUCAACAAAUUUACAUAGUACUCAUGAAAAUGGCAAUGAAGAGGAUAUUGAUAGUCCAGGAACAGCUACUUCUAAAUUUGUUGAGCCUCUGCCUUUGAUUAAAGCAGUUUCUUCAAUUGAUACGAACCUCUCUGGGGACUUGGAUGCUGUUCAGUCUACAGCCAUGAAAUGCUUAGUUCCCUGUACUUCUAGGAAAGAUGCCAGUGCAUCUGCUUGUGGUGAUGGCAAUAUGUCUAUGGAUGUAAAGGAUAGCAUGGAUGCCACCUCUGGUGCAAGCUUAUGUUCUGGCAUGGAGGAUGUUUUAUACAAUACAAUUAUUUCUUCCAAUAAAGAAUCUGUCAGUAAAGCAGAUGGAGUAUUUGCUAAGUUAUUACCCAAAGGAUGCUGUGAGAUUGGUAAUAUGGGAGCUGGCAGGAACUCAUACUCCCAUACAUUGAUUAUGGAAAAAUUUGCAGAGAAAAAGCAGUUUGCAAGAUUUAAGGAAAGAGUUAUCACACUUAAGUUCAAAGCCUUGCAUCACCUGUGGAAAGAAGAUAUGCGCUUACUGUCUAUAAAGAAAUGCCGCCCAAAAUCUCACAAGAAGAGUGAAAUAAGUGUGCGAACUACCUGUAAUGUUAAUCCCAAGAAUCGAUCUUCCAUUCGAUCACGUUUUGCCUUCCCUGCAGGAAAUCAUCUAAGCUUGGUGCCAACUUCUGAUAUAAUUAAUUUUACAAGCAAACUGCUUUCAGAACCCCAAGUUAAAGUUCAGAGGAAUACCCUGAAGAUGCCAGCAUUAAUUUUGGAUGAGAAGGAGAAGAUGAUUUCAAAGUUCUUAUCUAGUAAUGGGUUGGUUGAAGAUCCAUUGGCUAUUGAGAAAGAAAGGGCUAUGAUCAAUCCUUGGACAUCAGAUGAGAGAGAAAUUUUCUUCGAGAAAUUUGCUGCCUUUGGAAAAGAUUUUCGGAAAAUUGCUUCUUUCCUUGACCACAAGACAACUGCUGAUUGUGUUGAAUUCUACUACAAAAAUCACAAAUCUGAUUGUUUUGAGAAACUUAAGAAGCAAGAUGUUGGUAAGCUAGGGAAGUCAUUUUCAGCUAAAACUGGCUUGGUGGCAUCUGGUAAAAAAUGGAAUCGUGAAGUGGAUGCUGCUUCGCUUGAGAUUUUAAGUGCAGCUUCAGUGAUGGCAGAUGGCAUUGCAUGUAAUAGAAAAUUGCGUGCAGGAAGUUCCCUUUGGAGGGGAUAUGGUAAUGUAAAAACAUCAAGGGGCGAGUAUAGCAUCGUAGAGAGAUCAAGCAGUUUUGACAUUUUUGGGGAUGAAAGAGACACUGCUGCUGCAGCUGAUGUAUUGGCUGGUAUAUGUGGUUCUCUUUCAUCUGAGGCUAUGAGUUCCUGCAUAACAAGUUCAAUUGAUCCUGUAGAAGGUAACAGGGAUAGAAAGCUCUUGAAAGAGAACCCUUUAUGCAAACAACCCUUGAUGCUUGAUGUUUCUCAGGAUGUUGAUGAUGACACUUGUUCAGAUGAGAGCUGUGGCGAAAUGGAUCCAACUGAUUGGACAGAUGAGGAGAAGGCGGCUUUUCUUCAGGCUGUAUCAUCUUUUGGCAAGGAUUUUGCAAAGAUAGCAAGGUGUGUAGGAACAAGGUCCCAAGAACAGUGCAAAAUUUUCUUCAGCAAGGCUCGAAAAUGCCUUGGAUUGGAUCUCAUGCGCCCCAUACCUGAAAAUGUUGGAUCUCCAGUGAAUGAUGAUGCAAAUGAUGGCAGGAGUGACACAGAUGAUGCUUGUGUUGUUGAUACUGAUAAGUCUGGCACUAAAACAGAUGAGGACCUUCCUUCCUAUGUCAUGAACACAUACCAUGAUGAAUCUACUCCCGGUCAAGUUCAGAAGCUUUCAGCUGAAUUGAACAAAUCAAAGGAAAUUAAUGGGACAAAAACAGAUCUUGAAGAUGUAAAUGUGGUUUCUGAUGCAUGUACAAUUAAGGACGAACCUAAACUGGGCUCUGAUGGUUGUAAAGUUGGCUUGUGCAGUUCUGAGAAGCUUGGUUCAACCAGUGGACAAGCAGCUAUAUUUAUGUCAGAUAGUACAGAAGUUGGAAAAGAUAAUGCAAAUAAAUUGGGAGGUGCAGUUACAGAUUUGAUUUCUGCUUUGGAGAUAAGUGAACCAUGCAAGAGUAAUUCUGUGGCUGAGUAUAGAUUGGUUUCUGAGGUUUCUUCUGGGGGUAUUGUAAAUGGAUUGGAAAGGCAAAGAGUUUCUUCACCUCAAUGUCUUGAUGGAAGUGAUAAAAGUAAAGUUGACCCAGAUGUUGUAGUUAAAUUGAAAAGCUCUGGGCAAGAUUCAAUCACUACAGUAAAUGCGUCACUCUCUUCUUUGGGCAAUUCUUGUUCAGUAUCGAGUUUUAAUACUGAAAAUAAGAAUGUGUCCCUUGGAAAGCCUCAUAUGUCAGCAUUGUCUAUGGAGGAUCUUCAUCCAACUGCAAAUUCAUUGUUGCAAAAUACUGCUGCUACAGAUUUUCAUAGUGAGAAAAGUGCUAGCCAAGAUCGACUGUCUUCUACUUGUGAUAUUCAGGGAAGUAGAGAUAUGCUUUGUCACAAGUCCAUCAGCAGUGGUGACCAUCAGCUUCCUAUUCCUGGGAAUUCAUCAGACCGUGUUGAGGCAGUUAGCAUCCUCCAGGGCUAUCCUUUGCAAGUAUCCAUUAAGAAAGAAGUGAAUGGGGACAUGAAUUGCAGCAGUUCAGCAACUGAGUUGCCUCUUCUGUCUCAAAGGAUUGAAAAAUUCGAUGAUCAUUUCAAAUCAUUACGGUAUUUGUCAGAUUCUGAAAAAACAUCCAGAAAUGGUGAUGUGAAACUGUUUGGUAAGAUACUAACCAAUCCUUCAUCUGCUCAGAAACCUAAUUUGACUGCCAAGGGAAGUGAAGAAAAUGGUAACCAUCAUCCCAAGUUAAGCAGCAAGUCUUCUAGUCUGAAAUUUAAUGGCCAUCAUAAUGCUGAUGGAAAUUUGAAAAUUUUGAAGUUCGACCGUAAUGACUGUAAUGAUUAUCUUGGCCUUGAAAAUGUUCCCAUGAGGAGUUAUGGUUAUUGGGAUGGGAACAGAAUUCAGACUAGUCUCUCAUCCUUGCCCGAUUCUGCCAUCUUACUAGCUAAAUAUCCUGCUGCCUUUAGUAAUUAUCCUCCAUCUUCUGCCAAAUUGGAGCAACAGACAUUGCAAGCAUUUGCCAGGAAUAAUGAUCUGCACCUGAAUGGUGCAGCUGCUUUUACAACUAGAGACAUCAAUGGCAGCAAUGCGUUGAUUGAUUAUCAGAUGUUUAGAAGUCGGGACGGUCCAAAAGUGCAGCCAUUUAUGGUAGAUGUCAAGCACUGCCAAGAUGUUUUUUCAGAGAUGCAGAAAAGAAAUGGUUUUGAAGCAAUCUCAAGUUUACAACAGCAGGGGAUGGGAAUGAUGGGAAUGAAUGGUGUUGGAAGAGCGGGGAUUCUUAUGGGAGGAUCAUGCAGUGGAGUCUCAGAUCCUGUGGCUGCAAUCAAAAUGCAUUAUUCCAAUUCUGAGAGGUAUGGUGGUCAGACCGGGAGUAUCAAAAGAGAAGAUGAAUCUUGGGGAGGGAAAGGGGACUUAGGCAGGUAGUUGAUGUGCUCAGCGGCAAUCAUCUCUUUUUGCCGCGCCGCGCCUUGUAUUAUAGUUUUUUGUUAUUGCUCAAUACAGUGUAGGGGCGAUUUAAUGGUUCUCAAGCCCGUCUUUUUGGUAAAAUUUUUAGGUGCUUGUAAUAUGGCAGCAGCUUUGUUUUUGUUGUAUUUGAUGAAAACACAGAAAUAAUCUCUGAAAAAUUUAGGAGGGGCGAUUGCCAUUACCUUGCCAUUCUGGAUCUCUUGUCGCCAUCGCUGCUCAUUCUAACUGUCACCUGGCUGUUUGGAUA
Messenger RNA from Gastrolobium bilobum, 5985 nucleotides. RefSeq lists its product as uncharacterized. Lineage: Eukaryota; Viridiplantae; Streptophyta; Magnoliopsida; Fabales; Fabaceae. The transcript is spliced from 4 exons. The record is from RefSeq and is a predicted model, not a curated record. The coding region runs from base 603 to 5696 and encodes 1697 amino acids.